Branchiostoma belcheri (Belcher's lancelet) is the source of this 1063-nucleotide messenger RNA. RefSeq names its product histidine N-alpha-methyltransferase-like. Lineage: Eukaryota; Metazoa; Chordata; Leptocardii; Amphioxiformes; Branchiostomatidae. The transcript has 6 exons. Gene Ontology annotation, molecular function: methyltransferase activity. The record is from RefSeq and is a predicted model, not a curated record. Bases 17 to 1039 code for a protein of 340 amino acids.
GGCACUGGCUAAUCGAAUGACGUCAGUAGCACGUCACUUCCUGGUGAUACGCCGACACUUGAGUGCUGUUCCCGCUGAUCUGCAGUCCGUGGUGACCAGCCUCACCUCCCACCGGAAACACGUGCCGCACUGGUACCUGUAUGACACCAGGGGGUCGGAAAUCUAUGAAGAAAUCGUUCGUUCUUCUUCGACCUACCGACUGUGGAAUCAUGAGUACACCUUGCUUCAGACGCAUGUGAAAGAUAUCGUUGAUAAGAUGCCCUCGGCCCGCACCAUGCUGGUUGAGCUCGGCAGCGGCGCUUCCUCCAAAACCCGUCCGGUUAUAGAGGCUAUGCUGGAACGUCAUGGAGCAUUGACGUAUGUGCCAGUGGACAUUGCAAAAGACUACAUUGAGGAGAUCUCGCGAGAGCUGGAGCGAGAGUACAGUAAUCUAAAGGUAGAGCCGUUCGGGGGUCUGUACAUGGACGGAUGCCGCCAUGUCGCCAGCCGCACGGAGACCAAACUACUCCUGUUCCUCGGCAGCAGUUUCGGUAACGUCCCUGUUGAUGAGCAGCUCCCCAUGCUGGAGGAAAUAAAUGCAUAUCUCACAGCCCAGGACCGGCUCGUGCUAGGGCUGGACAUGAACACGGACCGUGAGGCCGUCAUCAGGGCUUAUGUUGCCGAACAUAAGCGAUGUCCAUGGCUGGACAACUUCGUCGAACGCCUGAAUAAGGAUUUUGAUGGAGACAUGGACAAGAUGGCGUUUGACGACACCGUGGAGUUUAUAGAGAACCCAGCUGACAAGGACACGCCCAGCUAUGUACAACAGUAUCUGAAAAGUUCGACCAUGCAACGUGUGCACCUGAGAAAGCUUGGUCUCACCAUAGACUUUGCGGCCGGGGAGAGGCUUUACUUAUCAGAAGGUCCGAACUACAGCUGCAAAUACAGCGAGUAUCAGGUGCGCCAUCUGGCGGAGAAGAGCAACUUUGCAGUUGAAGGUUUCUGGACCAACGAAGAUGCAAAAUACUGCGUGGUGUGUUUGGUCCCAAAUAAUAAGUGAUAAAAAAUCGGAAAUAGACCCAAA